This is a messenger RNA of Zea mays, 1331 nucleotides long. RefSeq names its product phosphosulfolactate synthase-related protein. The record is from RefSeq and is marked validated. NCBI's taxonomy places the organism in Eukaryota, Viridiplantae, Streptophyta, Magnoliopsida, Poales, Poaceae.
ACGACACGUCAUUGCCGUGGCCCAGCGCUAGUUUCCAGAAGCAGCCGCGAGCUUCCACCGCCUUCUUCCCGUGCAUUUUCUCGAGCGACGGAGCGAUCCGUUCGGGCCGUCCACCACAGCGAGAGAGAGCGGCAGAGGCGCAGAGCGCAACCGAGCGAGAGAGAGAGGACGGCGACGGCGGAGAUGAUGGGGUGGGGAGAGGAGGUGGUGGCUCUGUCCCUGCGAGGCUACGGCUAUGGCAACGAGGAGGACGACCGGCCGGAGAAGCCGCGGCGGUACGGGGUGACGGAGAUGCGGAGCCCCUUCUACUCCUUCCGCCCCGCAAACCAGGCGCUCCAGGAAAUAUUGGAUUCUCUUAGUCCAUUCGUUGAUGGUUUGAAGUUCUCUGGCGGAUGCCAUAGUUUGAUGGGAAAGGAGUUGGUUAGAGAGAUCACUGAUCUAGCACACAGGCAUGACAUUUAUGUGAGCACAGGUGAUUGGGCAGAGCAUUUGCUGCGCCAAGGACCCUCUUCUUUCAAGCAAUAUGUAGAGGAAUGCAAGGCCUUAGGGUUUGACACAAUUGAGCUGAAUGCUGGGUCUCUCAACCUCCCUGAAGAGGCUCUGUUGAGACUAGUCCGCCUCAUCAAGAGUAGUGGUUUAAGGGCAAAGCCAAUGUUUUCGGUGAAGUUUGACAGUUCUGAUAUUCCUGCGUCUGGUGAUAGGGCCUUUGGGGCUUACAUAGCUCCAGUCAAAGGGAAGACCUCAGAAAGAGUUGAAGAUGUUGACCUGCUGAUUAGGAGGGCAGAGAGAUGCUUGGAAGCAGGCGCUGAUAUGAUCAUGAUCGAUGCUGAUGAUGUUUGCCAGCGUGCUGAAUCUCUGAGGACAGACAUCAUCGCCAAGAUUGUAGGCCGGCUCGGGCUUGAUAAAACCAUGUUUGAAGCUUCCAACUCCAACACCUCGGAGUGGUUCGUCAGACGUUAUGGCCCAAGGGUAAAUCUCUUUGUUGAACACUCUGACGUGAUGAAUCUGGAGCGCCUCCGGGGCUUCAACAUGCGCAGAAGCAACUCGGCCUCCCGUUUUGCCUCGCCGUUCUUCCUGAUCUAAUGGGCUAAUGGCCAUUCCCCUUCCUGAGAUGUGUAAGAUACUUCUACAUGUUCUCACCCUCGCAGAGCUUGUUAUGGCCUAGAGAUGUAACCGCCUUUGUUAAUGCCUCGAUGUAGCCCCCAGCGAGCAGCGCAUAGCACCUGUUAUGUUGUCAGCGUCGCUACUGAUAAUCGGUUCUGUUGGUCAAUGCUACUAUAAUAAUCGGUUGUGGUGCAAGUAAUGUGAAUAGUGUAAGAGUGUUUUGUGUU